GAGAAGUAAGAGCCGCAACGCAGCCCAAGCUUCACAAGAGAAGAGAGUCUCCCGUUGCAAAGGUAUCAUCGAAGUCGGUUCUUCAACGACCGAACUUCGCAGAAUGGAGAAUCCCGAAGAGAAUCGUCAGAAACUGGUCGAUCGGCAUCGCCCAAUUACUAAUGAGGACGAAGGCCAAGACCCAAGGACGAAGGACGGCGGUGGCGGGGGCGGGGUCCAAAACUUCGCUUUCAGCUCUCUGCCAUCCUCGCUCCUGAACGACGGAAGCGAUGAUGAUGAUGGCGGGAGCGGGGUCCAAGUCUUCGAUUUCAGCUCUCCGCCAUCCUGGCUCCUGAACGACGACAGCGAUGAUGAUGAUGGUCGUCCGCCACCUCCCCCCGCCGAGGAUGAUGAUGAAUUAGAGGAGCAAGGCUAAAAUCUAAGAGCAUCAAUGUAAAGCCUAUCUUCCGGUCUCACACAGAACAGGAACAGAAACCGGAAGAUAGGCCUGUCUGCUUGCUUCCUCUGGGAGCGGUAACCGUGAGCCUCAAUCUACGUCCUUCAAUACGGUCGGGACAGUGCUUUUGAGCUUUCAGUUUUGUCCUAGAUGCACAGCUUCGGCUUUUGCCAUUUGUGUGAUGCUCCUCGCUCCUUAAUAGAGGCAUGGCUUCGAUCGUAAUUCAAGUAUACUGAUUACAUGUGCAAUAUAUGCAGUACAUGUCCUCCCAGCUUCUACAGGCCUGAAACACAUCACCAC
Molecule: messenger RNA, 736 nt
Organism: Marchantia polymorpha subsp. ruderalis
Lineage: Eukaryota; Viridiplantae; Streptophyta; Marchantiopsida; Marchantiales; Marchantiaceae
Source: the annotation of a GenBank genome assembly